Molecule: messenger RNA, 1300 nt
Organism: Vespula pensylvanica (western yellowjacket)
Lineage: Eukaryota; Metazoa; Arthropoda; Insecta; Hymenoptera; Vespidae
Gene: sit
Product: elongation of very long chain fatty acids protein 7
Exons: 6
Coding region: 181-1146 (321 amino acids)
Biological process (GO): fatty acid elongation, polyunsaturated fatty acid; very long-chain fatty acid biosynthetic process; fatty acid elongation, saturated fatty acid
Cellular component (GO): endoplasmic reticulum membrane
Molecular function (GO): fatty acid elongase activity
Source: RefSeq, a predicted model, not a curated record
AAACGGUAACCCGUUCUAUCUCGUUUCAUCGAAUCGUCAAAACGAAAGACUCCUUCAAUGACGGGACGACGAAGGAUGACGACGAUUAGUCGCGCGACGUACCGGCGACGUAUCGCCGACGCGAACCACCGACGUACCAUCGACGUACCACCGACUUUGUGUUAAUAGCUAAUCUUCCAAAUGAAUAUCACCGGCGUACCACCGAUCGACAAAAUGGCCAACAUCUAUGACAAUUCGUUGGUCCGAUUCUGGCACUUUCUUUUUCACGAUCUCUCGGAUCCUCGAACACGGAAUUGGUUCCUCGUGUCUUCGCCGGUGCCAGGCAUCAGUAUCCUUAUCGGUUACCACUACUUCAUCCACUCCUGGGGUCCUAAGUACAUGGAACAUCGGAAACCGUUUCAAAUGAAGAACGUUCUAGUCAUGUACAAUCUUAUACAGGUCCUACUCAGCACUUGGAUCUUUAUCGAAGGACUCAGCUCUGCCUGGUUAACGAAAUACAGCUUCAAAUGCGAGCCCGUAGAUUUUUCGGAAUCACCGGAUGCUCUCAAAAUCGCACGAAUCGUUCACGUUUAUUUUCUCGCUAAACUGACGGAGCUUCUCGACACGGUCUUUUUCGUUUUACGAAAGAAGGAGAAGCAAGUUACGUUCCUCCACGUCUAUCAUCACACCGUGAUGCCUAUGAUCGCCUGGGGUGCAACGAAAUAUUAUCCUGGAGGUCACGGUACCUUUAUAGGUCUCAUCAAUAGCUUCGUCCACAUCGUGAUGUACACGUACUAUUUACUAGCCGCAUUAUUGCCUCAAUAUCAAAAGUAUUUAUGGUGGAAGAAGUACAUAACGACGUUGCAAAUGGGACAAUUUUGCCUGGCGUUCUUGCAUAAUUCCCAGUUGCUUCUAUACGACUGCGGUUACCCAAGGUGGAGCGUCGUUUUAACCCUUCCAAAUGCAAUAUUCUUCUACCUCCUUUUCUCGGACUUUUACAAGAUGGCCUAUGAGCCCGAUCGAAGGAAGAAAAGUACGACGACGGCGAACGGAAAGAUCGAAUCUAACGGUAUAGGGAGAAAAAGCAACGGCAACGAUUUCGAAGAUACAUCGAACGUUUCUUCCAUUAGGAAGAUAAAAGUCGUCGACAAAGGAAAGGAGGAUUAAUAAUUCGUCGGGUUUCGCCGAUGAUUAUUACGUUGGAGGAUUUUACUUUGAAAUUUCAAAAAAGACAGAAGGAAAGAAACAAGAAGAAUAACGAAAAGACAACAACAAAAAAAGCCGAAAAUAAAGGAAGCUCGUUUCUUCGUGCCAAAUCGAA